Messenger RNA from Fraxinus pennsylvanica, 795 nucleotides. The record is from the annotation of a GenBank genome assembly. Lineage: Eukaryota; Viridiplantae; Streptophyta; Magnoliopsida; Lamiales; Oleaceae.
AUGGCUUUGUUUUCAAUGCACAAUCCACUGGUUUUUACCUUUGGCAUUUUAGGCAACCUCGUCUCCUUCAUGGUAUAUCUUGCACCUGUACCAACAUUUUACAGGGUUUACAAGAAAAAAUCAACCGAAGGGUUUCAUUCAGUCCCAUAUGUGAUUGCAUUAUUCAGUUCCAUGGUGUGGCUAUUUUAUGCAUGGGAUAAAGCCGACGAAUUCCUCCUCAUCACUAUCAAUUCCGUCGGAUGUAUCACGGAGGCUAUAUAUGUUGCUAUUUACAUCGUUUACGCACAUAAGAAAGCACGGAUACUGACUUUGAAGCUUCUGCUGCUAUUGAACGUUGGCGGAUUCGGGUUGAUUAUUAUUCUCUCCCACUUCCUAACAAACGGGUCGAAACGAGUUCAAGUUCUUGGAUGGAUAUCUGUAUCAGUGACCACAAGUGUAUAUAUAGCUCCUCUGAGCAUUAUGAAACAGGUGAUUCGAACCAAAAGUGUGGAGUUUAUGCCAAUCUCAUUAUCAUUUUUCCUCAUUUUGUCUGCUGUAAUGUGGUUCUCGUACGGUUUGCUGCUAAAGGACAUGUAUAUCGCGAUUCCUAACAUAUUGGGACUGAUAUUUGGGGUACUCCAAAUCACAUUGUAUAUGAUAUACAAGAGAGAUGCACAAGAUCACAAACUACCUACCCAUGUCAACCCUAACAUAAUAGUCUCUUCUGAUCAGAUACAUCCAGUUUCCACUCUACCCCUACCAAUCCCUCAGGAGAAUAAAGAUGAAAAUGCUGAUGACGAUAAAGUCGAACCCUAG